AAUGAUAGUAUACAACUGCAACUCCACCAAGUCUCCAACCAAAGUUGAAAAAAAAGGACAAAACCCAACAAAAACAUGAAGACUUCCACUUUAAAUUGCACCUCUCAAUUCAAACUCAAACUCAAACUCAAACUCAAACUCAAACAGUCAGAUCAUAUCAAAUCAAAUCAAAUUACAAAUCUCUUCAACCUCAUUGGUCAAUCAUCGCCCCCCUUUCUCCUAAUUUGAAAAAUUAACCAAACCCCAACACUUCAAAUACUUCGUUUUAAUUCAAAAAAAAAAGUCAAAUGGGAUCCGACAGACAACCUUAAUCUGAUCGUUUAACUGAGGAUGUCCCAAGCUGACGUCAAUUACAGCUGUGGAUCUUGUGGAUACCCGUUGAACUUAUCAUCUUCAAAUCGAAUCACCCCCAAUAUAAAUUCUGCAUUUCACAAAUCUAUAAAGAAAGGCUAUAUCUCCUUCGUCUCUGUCGACCUUAGCCGAUUCACUCAAGUUGAUGAGCUAAACUGCAUCCCUUUAUAUUGGGGCCGUCAUCGUUCGAAAACUAAGCUCCUUUGUCGUAAAUGUGGGGUUCAUAUAGGCUACGGUUAUGGAGAUUCUCCUGCUCUCUGUGGUUUUGACUCUCCAAGCUCGUCUAGCUCAGCUUACAAAAAAUUUGCCGUAAAGAUUCGGACUUUACAACCUUCUGAGGAUUGCCAAGAAAGUUAA
Messenger RNA from Mercurialis annua (annual mercury), 708 nucleotides. RefSeq lists its product as uncharacterized. The coding region runs from base 331 to 708 and encodes 125 amino acids. The transcript has 2 exons. The record is from RefSeq and is a predicted model, not a curated record. NCBI's taxonomy places the organism in Eukaryota, Viridiplantae, Streptophyta, Magnoliopsida, Malpighiales, Euphorbiaceae.